Messenger RNA from Acaulospora colombiana, 204 nucleotides. Lineage: Eukaryota; Fungi; Glomeromycota; Glomeromycetes; Diversisporales; Acaulosporaceae. The record is from the annotation of a GenBank genome assembly.
UGUUGGCUUCGUACGAUUUAUUUUUCCGAGAAUGAGUCAGUGAAUUCUUACACCGAACCAAAUGAACUUCGCCGAAGCCGGUGGAAAUCACUUUACACAUUGCCCGGGGAGCCCGGUAAUCCCAUCACCAGUAUCGCCGCGAAAACAAUAAAAACACAAAGCGGUUAUCUUGGUAUCGUGGUUACUGGUGCGUCUGACGGCGAA